This is a messenger RNA of Phytophthora sojae, 552 nucleotides long. RefSeq lists its product as hypothetical. The transcript is spliced from 2 exons. The record is from RefSeq and is a predicted model, not a curated record. NCBI's taxonomy places the organism in Eukaryota, Oomycota, Peronosporomycetes, Peronosporales, Peronosporaceae. The coding region runs from base 1 to 552 and encodes 183 amino acids.
AUGGUCGAGUCGUCCAGCUGCAGUCGCCGCCUGUACCCCGACUUCGAGGCUCCAGCUGACCCCAGAUACAGCGCCGCAUAUCCCGUCGCCAAUGCGCCUCCGAUGUCCUCGGCCGAAUCGGAACGCUGGCCGCUCACCGCGGCGGCACCAGCAGUGUACGCGCAGCAAGGCUCCUACAACGCGUACUACGUGCCGCCGUCCUACGGUGAACCGCCAGUGGAGAACCGGCAUCGCCAUCAUCACCAGCAUCAUCAUCGACACCGCGGUUGCAACUACCAAGGGUUCGUCUGCUCGACGCUGAGACUUGCGCUCUUCCACGUGAUCAAUGCAGUUCUGGGCACCGUGGCAUUCAUCGCAGUCAUCACCGGCGUGCAUCUCUCUAUCGGGUUGAUCCCGCUGUGCUGCGUGGGGCUGGUGCUAUUCCGCGGCGUCGUGGUCUUGGUGCAAUGGCUCGCGACGCUGGACGUGAAGCUGAGUAACUACAGCUGGCGCACUUCUCGCCUGUGUCGCUGUUGGGCAUGCUCUACUUCUCGACCGUCAAGUUCGUCGUGA